Messenger RNA from Talpa occidentalis (Iberian mole), 1141 nucleotides. RefSeq names its product phosphoribosyl pyrophosphate synthetase 1 like 1 (gene PRPS1L1). Gene Ontology annotation, biological process: ribonucleoside monophosphate biosynthetic process; purine nucleotide biosynthetic process; 5-phosphoribose 1-diphosphate biosynthetic process. Gene Ontology annotation, molecular function: ATP binding; magnesium ion binding; ribose phosphate diphosphokinase activity. Lineage: Eukaryota; Metazoa; Chordata; Mammalia; Eulipotyphla; Talpidae. The transcript has a single exon. The coding region runs from base 103 to 1059 and encodes 318 amino acids. Gene Ontology annotation, cellular component: cytoplasm; ribose phosphate diphosphokinase complex. The record is from RefSeq and is a predicted model, not a curated record.
GUUAGCUCCAGAAGCCGUUACAAUCUGUGGUUUGUCUUCUAUUGUAAUCUGGGCAGCAGUAGAGAUCGCUGGACCGAAGAGUGACUAGGGUAGUUGAUCAAAAUGCCAAAUAUUAAAAUCUUCAGCGGCAGCUCCCACCCGGAUUUAUCCCAGAAAAUUGCUGACCGUCUGGGCCUGGAGUUAGGCAACGUAGUGACUAAAAAAUUCAGCAACCAGGAGACCUGCGUGGAAGUUGGGGAGAGUGUUCGAGGAGAGGAUGUCUACAUCGUGCAGAGUGGCUGUGGUGAAAUCAACGAUAAUCUAAUGGAGCUUCUAAUCAUGAUUAAUGCCUGCAAGAUCGCCUCAGCCAGCCGGGUUACAGCUGUCAUCCCAUGCUUCCCGUAUGCGCGGCAGGAUAAGAAAGAUAAAAGCCGAGCCCCAAUCUCUGCCAAGCUUGUUGCAAACAUGCUGACUAUAGCAGGGGCAGAUCAUAUUAUCACCAUGGACCUACAUGCUUCUCAAAUUCAGGGCUUUUUUGAUAUCCCAGUAGACAAUUUGUAUGCAGAGCCAGCUGUCCUGAAGUGGAUAAGGGAGAAUAUCUCUGGGUGGAAGGACUGCACUGUUGUUUCACCCGACGCUGGUGGAGCUAAGAGAGUGACUUCCAUCGCGGACCAAUUGAAUGUGGACUUUGCUUUAAUUCACAAAGAACGGAAGAAGGCCAAUGAAGUGGAUCGCAUGGUACUCGUGGGAGAUGUGAAGGAUCGUGUGGCCAUCUUGGUGGAUGACAUGGCUGACACUUGUGGCACAAUCUGCCAUGCAGCUGACAAACUUCUCUCAGCGGGAGCCACCAAAGUUUAUGCAAUCUUGACUCAUGGAAUCUUCUCUGGCCCUGCCAUUACUCACAUCAAUGGUGCAUGCUUUGAAGCAGUAGUAGUCACCAACACCAUACCUCAAGAGGCUAAGAUGAAGCUUUGCUCCAAAAUACAGGUGAUUGACAUUGCCAUGAUCCUUGCAGAAGCCAUAAGGAGAACUCACAAUGGGGAAUCAGUUUCCUACCUAUUCAGCCAUGUCCCUUUAUAAUAGAUUAUUUCAAGAUUAGUCUAUUGUAAAAUAAAGUAUGGUACAAUAAAGAUACACCCUGCCUGUUGUUUUCCCCUAUUUG